This is a messenger RNA of Porites lobata, 1333 nucleotides long. Lineage: Eukaryota; Metazoa; Cnidaria; Anthozoa; Scleractinia; Poritidae. The record is from the annotation of a GenBank genome assembly.
AUGCCGAUCAAAGACACGCUAUUUUCAUUGGAAGACAAUCAAAGGCAGGUUAUACCAGCGUGGUCGGGCUUCAACAUCAAACUACGCGAGGACAGUGUCCCACGUGAAUGUUCAGUUGGUUAUUGCCAAGUUAUUGAAGCAAGUCCCACAGAACUUCCCACAGUGUAUACAGUGUUGCAAAGAUCUUUACAAAUGGCUGACCAGCUAGGGCAACAUGAUGUAAUUGUUGUUUUCGAUAAAGCGAUCUACGCAAAAGCACUUGAAGUACUAUGGCAGAAAAAGGACCAGUUUCAGCGAUUGGUUGUCCGGAUUGGCUCCUUUCACACCAUUUGUGCCUUCCUUGCUGCUAUUGGCAAGCGAUUCGGAGAUUCCGGCCUUGCAGAUGUUUUGGUUGAAAGUGGUAUCGUGGGCUCAGGAUCUGUGGCUGGGGUUAUUGAAGGUCGUCACUAUAACCGAGCUGUACGUACACAUAAGGUACACAUAGCUUGAUUAGGUCUUUAUAGAGUUGACUGGAUAAUAUCUUGAUGAUUCCUACAGGAUCAUAACUUCACUUUCAACUUUUUUAAUCGAUGCUACGUAAAUAAAACAAACAAAUUUUUUGAACCUUUUGUUAUUUUAGAUUGUGUUUGAAGCAAUGCAACGACUACAGUGGAUGGGUUUCAAGUCAUGGCUGCAACGUAGUGGUCACCGUGGCAACCGUAUGAUCCUUGUCAGUGCCAUAGAGGACAUCCGCUAAGAGUUUAGCACAGAAAAAUUUAACAGGCUGCUGUCCAUGCGGGAUUUCCUAGAAAUUUUCAAUCUUUACAAGGAAUACUGUAAAGAAGACAAUGGUAUGCUAAAGGUGUUUUGGAAUAGCUUCCUGGAGAUGGUGGAGGUACUGAUAAAUUUCUUAAGAGCAACCAGAGAAGGGAACUGGGCCAUGCAUCUUGAAGGCAUCAAGGAGAUGCUACCAUGGUUCUUCGCCUACGACCAUACUAAUUAUGCUCGUUACCUUCCAGUGUACUGAGCCCACAUGAUGUUGCUACCAGAAACUCACCCAGAGGCACAUACCCUCCUGUUAAAUGGUGAUUUUUGAGUCCAACGAACAACAUUACAUGGAUUUUCACAGAUACCGGUAGAUAAAACAAUUGAGCAGACCCUGAACAGAAGCACUAAGACAAAGGGAGGAAUUGUUGGGUUCAGCCUGAGGAAAGGUGCUGUACAGGGAUGGAUGAUUACUGCUCACUCCCGUGCUGCUUUCGUAGACAAGUGUCGGAAGAUGACAACAAAUGUUGAAGAAAGCCAACGCAGACUGCACAAAAGAGGCAAGCCCAGCUCGCAUGAAAAGAGAUGA